AUGCCGACAAUAAGAGCAGCUCUGUUGAUCCAGCGCUGGUACAGACAGUAUGUUGCUCGUCUGGAGAUGAGACGCAGGUGCACAUGGAACAUCUUCCAGUCUAUAGAAUAUGCAGGGGAGCAAGAUCAAAUAAAGCUGUACAACUUUUUUGCCUUCCUAAUGGACCACUUCACUCCAGCCAGCAGUGAAAGAAACCUUAUAUCUCACAUCUUUCGUGAGAAUGAGAUCUGCCACGAUGCAGACUGGGAACGAUAUUUUUGCUACAAAGGCAUCGAGGUGCCCGACAGCUACAGUGGCCCCCACCUAACCUUCCCCAUGACAUUUUGUGGGUUGUCAAAGCUAAUGGAGGCUUUUAAGCAUAAACAACAGCUCCAUGCUCGUUAUGUUCUUCAGAUUCUUGGAGAAACUUGGAGAUUUUUACGAAUCCUUCCAAACAUCAAUCAUGUCUCCGUCUGCCCAACCAAGGAGAUUACAAUAUGUGGAGAUCUGCACGGGCAGCUAGAAGAUCUGCUGUUGAUAUUUUAUAAGAAUGGUUUACCAUCAUGUGAGAAACCCUACAUCUUCAAUGGAGACUUUGUGGAUCGGGGCAAGAAUUCCUUAGAGAUUCUGCUUAUCCUGUUCGGGUUCCUACUUGUUUACCCCAAUGAUGUGCAUUUGAACAGAGGGAACCACGAAGAUCACAUCGUUAAUCUGAGAUACGGUUUUACAAAAGAAGUCUUGGUAAAAUACAGAGUCCAUGGCAGGAAGAUUUUAAAGCUGCUCCAAAAGAUCUUCAGCUGGCUUCCUCUGGCUACAUUGAUCAACGAUAAGGUCCUUGUUGUACAUGGGGGGAUCUCUGACUCAACUGACCUUGAGGCGGUCACCAGAAUCGACAGACACAGAUAUGUGUCAGUCCUUCGACCUCCUAAGAUGAUCCGCCACAUGCUCAAUGGCAAUAAGGCAGUAAUCAGCGGGAACGAAGAUGCAACGGGACCAGCAGAAGGCCGUCGCCGGGUACGCUCCCUAACCAACACCUCUAACUCAGCUCAGAGGAACAAAAUGCCACGUCGUUCUCUCCACAACCUGCCUACUACUGGAAACCAGCUCAACUGCUCUGUGGAAGACGAACUGAGGAAGAGACGCAGGCUGGCCGGGUUUGACCAGACUUACAACGAAAUAAAGACGUCAGAUUCUGACUCAGACCCAGAGUUUGGAGAAUCCACAGAGACACACGGUCAGGAGUGGAAACAAAUAGUGGAUCUUCUGUGGAGCGACCCACAGCCACAAAAUGGCUGCAUUCCCAACGAGGUGCGAGGUGGAGGCUGCUACUGGGGGCCGGAUGUAACUGAGGAGGUGUUGGGAAGACACAACCUUCAGCUCCUCAUCCGCUCCCACGAGUGCAAACAGGACGGCUAUGAGUUCUGCCACAAUCGCAGGGUGCUGACCAUAUUUUCAGCCUCCAAUUAUUACGAGGUGGGCAGCAACAGAGGAGCAUACAUAAGGAUGGGGCCCGAUCUGGUCCCUCACUGCAUUCAGUACCAAGCCAGCAGCACAUGCAGGGAGCUGACCUUGAGACAAAGUGUUGGUUGGACAGAGAGAUCAGCACUGCGAGCUCUAAGGCAGCAACUCUUUGUUCAUAAGUCGGAUCUUAUUGGAGCCUUUCAGGAGUUUGACCCAAACCACACAGGGCGGAUCUCUCUGCACCACUGGGCGACAGCUACAGAGAAGGUACUCAACCUGGGGCUACCUUGGAGGGUGCUGCGCCCUCAGCUUGUCAACAGGGCCCAGUAUGGUAUGCUUAACUACCAGCAGUGGAUAAGGGAGCUCUCCAUUACUGAACCCAAACCAGAGGUGUCAGAUACCAGUAUCAUGGAGACGAUGUACAAACAACACUCUAACCUGGAAACCAUCUUCCGGAUUAUCGACACAGAUCAUUCAGGUCUGAUCUCUUUUGAGGAGUUUCGUCAGACCUGGAAACUCCUCAGCUCACAUCUUAAAAUGGAGAUCAGUGAUAAGGCCAUCGCUGACCUGGCUCAGAGCAUGGACUUCAACAAAGACGGCAGCAUUGAUAUCAAUGAGUUCAUGGAGGCCUUUCGACUAGUCGACCUCUCCACACACGCCUGA
Messenger RNA from Cyprinodon variegatus (sheepshead minnow), 2103 nucleotides. RefSeq names its product protein phosphatase, EF-hand calcium binding domain 2 (gene ppef2). Gene Ontology annotation, molecular function: iron ion binding; protein serine/threonine phosphatase activity; manganese ion binding. The record is from RefSeq and is a predicted model, not a curated record. The transcript has 16 exons. Gene Ontology annotation, biological process: detection of stimulus involved in sensory perception; negative regulation of MAPK cascade. Lineage: Eukaryota; Metazoa; Chordata; Actinopteri; Cyprinodontiformes; Cyprinodontidae. Gene Ontology annotation, cellular component: nucleus; cytosol. Bases 1 to 2103 code for a protein of 700 amino acids.